Eucalyptus grandis is the source of this 1354-nucleotide messenger RNA. RefSeq lists its product as uncharacterized. The coding region runs from base 302 to 1024 and encodes 240 amino acids. Gene Ontology annotation, biological process: arachidonate secretion; phospholipid metabolic process. NCBI's taxonomy places the organism in Eukaryota, Viridiplantae, Streptophyta, Magnoliopsida, Myrtales, Myrtaceae. The record is from RefSeq and is a predicted model, not a curated record. The transcript is spliced from 3 exons. Gene Ontology annotation, molecular function: A2-type glycerophospholipase activity.
GUUGUGGUCCAAUCCACAGCGGAAUCCCUCUCACUGGAGUUCAGAGUCGGCACGCACCAAUCAUCGUCAUCUUCCUAGUCCACGCAACAGCCCACCGCUCCCUCUCUCUCACGAACGUUCCUGCGCUGCGCUCGCGAUGCUCGGCCAUCGGAGCGACGAUUCUUCGGGCCAAGUAGUCAUCGCGUCUCCAGCUCUCGUCCUUCUCCCUCCGCUCCUCGCGAACCGGCAGGUCUGUAGAUGGUCGAUGCUGUGAUUCCGUGGUUUUGAUGUGAAAUUCCGUGAUAUUUUUGGCUCGUCGGCAAUGAACUUCGAGUUCCUCAACCGUACGCCGUGGUUCGGCAGGGCCCAUCCAGAUAACGAUUUGGGGUCAUCCUUUGGAUCUUCCACAGUCUUGAUGGAGCAACCUAAACGAAAGGAUGGUUUCAAUCUCAAGCUGUGGGGAUGGUCCAUCCUUUCCGUUGUUCCAUGGGCUCUCAGUUCCAGGGAUAGAACAGGAAUGCCUCCCACUGUGAAUAGGCAGUUGAAAAGGCGUGCUCAAUCUGGUGGGAUAGCUCAAAACAGCAGUAAGGUCAUGGCUGUCCGCUUCCGGCCGUAUGUUUCUAAAGUUCCAUGGCAUACAGGGCCGAGAGCAUUGCUCUCUCAACUAUUCCCAAGAUAUGGGCAUUAUUGUGGCCCAAAUUGGUCGAGUGGAAAGGAUAGUGGGUCUCCCCUAUGGGACCAGAGGCCGAUUGAUUGGUUGGAUUAUUGCUGCUACUGCCAUGACAUGGGUUAUGACACCCAUGAUCAGGCGAAGCUUUUGGAGGCCGAUUUAGCAUUUCUCGAGUGCUUGGAAAAGCCACACUACAGAACAGAAGGAAAUGCCCAUGUUGCGCAUUUAUAUAAGACAAUGUGCACCACAGGUCUCAAGAACUUUUUAAUUCCGUACAGAGCACAUCUUGUGAAGCUAAAGUCUAGGCAACCUUUAAUUGAUUUUGGUUGGCUAAGCAACAUGAGAUGGAGAAGUGGGAAUAUUCAGAAAAACUGAAAUGAGUAAGUUUUGUGGCCUGACAAGCGGGAUUUGUAUGGUAUUACUUAGUUGACUAGCUAGGUAAUUCAGCCCUGGAUCUUAGAUGGUAUGGUUCUGUAGUUUGUCUUUCGUAUUUGUACUGAAGCUUCUCUGAGCCACACCUUAUAUAUUCUAUAGAUCACAAGUGGCUAUUUAAACAUGUAUUAUUUACUUUUCCACUAUUUUAAUGUCGUGCUCUUUGUACAUAAACAUCAUUCGUGCCACUGCCCCUCUGUUGCCAAAUUCUUGAAUCUGAACACAACCGGUUGAGCUUAUGCAUUAAGGAUGAGAUGUAGCAUUUUAGUCAAA